AUGAGCGCUGACUGCGCUGCUUAUGUCUUGUUUACGUCUGGCACAACUGGUAUCCCCAAGGGUGUUGUAAUGGACCACCGAGCAGUCACAUCGAGCCAGAUCCAUCGAAGAACGCUCAAGGGAUACACAGAGGGCUGUCGAGUCUUCCAAUUCUCCUCGUAUACUUUCGACACUUGUAUCGACGAGAUUUUCAUGACCCUAGGUAACGGAGGCUGCGUUUGCGUUCCCUCUGAAGACGCAAGGAUGAACGGACUGGCAUCGGCGAUUCGAAACAUGGCUGUCGAAUUGCUAGAAGUAACACCUACAGUGGGUCGCCUAAUAGUUCCCAGUGAGGUCCCGUCAAUCAAGACCAUAGUUUUCGGCGGAGAGUACAUGUCCCAGCUCGAUUUCGCGCCAUGGAAAGAGAGGGCGCGAGUGUUCAACACUUACGGGCCGACCGAAUGCUGUGUCGAAUGUGUUAUCAGCGACGUCACCGGUGAAACUACUCCUGGACUCAUCGGGAAAGCGGCCGGAUCGAGCUUGUGGAUUGUCACACCGGACGACCAUAACCGUCUUGCACCUAUUGGUGCUGUCGGGGAACUCCUCGUCGAAGGACCGGCUCUAUCACGAGGUUAUCUCAACGACCCACAGAACACAGCAGCUUCGUUUAUCGAAGAUCCUCAUUGGCUCCUUCGCGGCACUACUGGGUUUCCUGGACGACACGGGAGACUGUACAAGACCGGAGAUUUGGUCAAAUACGUUAGCAAUGGCAGCCUAAUUUAUGUUGGACGAAAAGAUACUCAAGUCAAGAUAAACGGUCAACGGUUGGAGUUGGGAGAGGUAGAAGCUCAUGUGUCCAAGGUCGUUCCAGAAGGUACGCAUGUAAUCGCCGACAUACUGUCAUACCCAGAUGGGACCCAGGCUUUGGCGGCCUUUAUCCGGUUCCCGGAUGAAAGAGCUCUGGAGAAUGACACAACCCUUGCGAUAAUGCCUGGAGCGAGUGAUCUGCAGAGUAAACUAUUCCAGACUGUUCCGAGAUAUAUGGUGCCAACAGUUUUCUUCAAGAGCCGGAAAUUUCCUAUGACGUUAUCCGGAAAGACAGAUCGGAACCUUCUCCGCGAAUCAGCUAUUGACCUGAAGACGAUCGACAGCAGCCUGGAGAAGGAAACCAACAAUCAUGGGUUGUUACGACCUAUCAGCAGCCGGGAGCGGAAGCUCCAGCAAAUCUGGGCAACUGUGCUAAAGUUGUAUCCACCAAGAAUCGGGGCCAAUGACAGCUUCUUUGAACUUGGCGGAGAUUCAAUCGCAGCCAUCAAAGUUGCUGGUCUAGCGCGGAAGCAGGGAAUCAAAGUUGCUGUCGUUGACAUAUUCAAGAACCCGAGACUAUGCGAUCUUGCGGCAAAGUCAACCACUAAAUCUACUAAGACGAAAGAAGUUUCGGUUCCACCAUUCUCUCUGCUCGAGGAUGGCCAACUACUUCGUAAUCGAGUCGCAGUGGCUUAUAAAUUAGACCAAAGCACGAUUCAGGAUCUCUUGCCAUGUACCCCGCUUCAGGAAGGCCUUCUAUCAUUAACCACCCGUGAUAGCGGCGAGUACAUGAUCCAGAAGGUUCUCCAUAUUUCCGACGACAUUGACGCUGAGAGGUUCUGCAUGGCUUGGGAGGCAUCAAUUGAGCUUCUACCAAUUUUACGGACUCGAAUGUUUCUUGCAUCCGGAUAUGACGGGAUCCUCCAAGGAAUCAUUAGAGAAGGUGUGCACUGGAAAAAAGUCGACCGCCUAAAUGAGUAUCUGGAGCUUGACAGGGCUCAGCCUAUGGGUCUUGGGGACUCUUUGGCUCGGUAUGCACUGGUUGACAACGGAAACGACAGGUGGUUUGUCUGGACGAUCCAUCACUGCCUUUAUGAUGGCUGGACAAUGCCGCGCAUGCUUGCCAUGGUUGAACGUGCCUAUCAGGGUCUUAGCCAAGUACAGCCUGAUACAUUUAAUUCCUUCGUCAAAAGCUUCUUGAAGCGCAACAUUCAGGAGACUCAAGACUUCUGGAAAUCAUAUCUUGCCGAGGCGCAGGUCACACGGCUUCCAAAGCGUGCUCUGAGAACAGGGCCAAUACAUGAAAGAGGUUUAAUGGAAAAGAAACACGCAGUGGCCUUUGAGAACAAGAGAAGCUACGUCCCGUCAACAAUAAUACGCACGGCUUUGGGUAUUGUCCUAAGCCAGCUUACAGGCUCAGACGACGUAAUAUUUGGGACUACUGUUUCUGGUCGAUACUCCUCAUUAGACAACAUUGAGGAUAUCAUGGGACCAACGAUCGCCACUGUUCCAGUCAGAGUGAGGAUUGAGGACGCUAUGUCGAUUGGAGAAUUAUUAGCUGCUGUGCAGGAGCAGUCCACGACUAUGAUGCUGUACGAACACGAGGGUCUUCACAAUAUUGGGAGUCUCAGCCAAUCAUGCCAAGAUGCAUGUAAGUUUGAGACUUAUCUAAUAGUCCAGCAGCAGGAAGACAACUCAUCUUUCGAAUCUGGCUCCUUGGGCCGGUGGCAAGGAGAAUCGGGAACACGCAAUCGCUUCAGUACCUACCCUCUCAUGAUCGAAUGCUUCCUGGGAGAAGAUGGAAUGAACAUCCAGGCUCAGUUCGAUCAAGAAUUAAUCUCGCCGCUCGAGAUGGAAAGAAUGAUUGAUCAGUUCCAUGACGUCCUAAAUCAGCUAUUGCAGGCCGAUUCUUCGCAAAAACUUCAUGAUCUCAAAUCAGCGUCGAUGUCUGACGUCAGACAGAUUUUCGCUUGGAAUGAAGAUGUACCCCAGCCCUUCAAACAGUUACUGCACCAUCUGUUUACAAAAAUGGCAAAAGAAACUCCGGAAGCCAUGGCUAUCAAUGCAUGGGAUGGGACCUUCACAUAUUCAGAGCUUGACCAGGCUUCUUCACACUUAGCCAAGAUCCUUAAACUUUCAGGCGUCAAGCAAGAAAUUAUGGUUCCAAUUUUCUUUGAGCACAGCAAGUGGGCCGUGGUAGCUAUGCUAGCGGUGCUCAAAGCCGACGGUGUAUUCGUUCCUCUCGACCCUCACCAGCCAGCCCUGAGAAGGAAGAGGUUACUCGAACAGGCUCAUGGUCCAGUCAUCAUAACAUCCACUUUAUACGCCGACUUGGUGCAUGCCAGCGAUCGUGGGAUAAUUGUAGUCGAGGCUUCUUUAUUCGAGUAUGCUCAGCUCAAGGCCGACACGCCUCAAGACUCGGAUAUUUGCACAGAUAUCAAUCCUGAGUGCGCUGCAUAUAUCCUCUUUACUUCCGGGAGCACAGGUGAACCGAAGGGUGUGGUUAUGCCACACCGAGCUGUAAGCACCAGCUUGACUCGCCGCACCAAAACCCAGGGAUUUGGCCCUGAGUCUCGGGUACUGCAAUUUGCCUCCUAUACAUUCGACGUCAUGAUAGACGAAAUAUUCAUGACGAUCCUAUCUGGAGGAUGUGUGUGCAUCCCCUCGGAUGACGCUCGUAUGAGCGAUUUAUCAGGAGCUAUCAGAGACCUCGGAGUAAAUACUAUUGGUGUAACACCCACCGUGGCUCGACAAAUCGAACCCAAAGAUGUGCCAGGUGUCACUACAGUCAUGCUUUGGGGCGAAGCUGUCUCUCGCAAUGAUCUGGUCCGAUGGGGUCGUCUCCGAAAUAUCUUGCUUUUAUAUGGACCGACAGAAGCCUGUAUCAUCUGUGUCCAUUUCACCGUAGAUGCGGAUAAUCUUCCAUAUGCUAGUAUGAUCGGGAAGACAGUAGGAGCAACAGGUUGGGUAGUCAACGCCCGGGACCACAACCAGUUAGUUCCUAUUGGAGCAGUUGGCGAACUCCUAAUUGAGGGCCCAGGUUUAGCUCGCGGCUAUCUGAACAAUGACGAAAAGACACAGGCAUCCUUCAUCUACGACCCGGAAUUCCUACGCUACGACAAGCAAUAUUCUCAGGAGCGACAUGGCAGAAGGAGGCUUUAUAAGACAGGCGACCUUGUUAGAUAUGACGUUUCUGGAUCUCUCGUGUAUCUCGGGCGGAAAGAUGAUGCACAGAUUAAGCUAAACGGCCAGCGAGUCGAGCUUGGAGAGGUCGAAAUACAGCUUGCACACAGCAUACCUAAUGCUAAUCACAUAGUCGCCGAUAUCGUCACUCUGUCAGGGGGCCAACGACUACUGGCCGCAUUCAUCAACUUCCAUGUUGAAGACUUGACACCAGCGGCACAUGCUAAGUCCCCGAGAUCAGUUAAUCUUCAAAUCAUCAUCCAAAAAGUGGAAAUCGAGAAUGAGAUGCUGAAACGGUUGCCAAGAAACAUGAUACCCUCGGCCUUGUUCGCUGUCGAAUAUAUUCCUCGGACUUUGGCUGGUAAAGUUGAUCGCAAGCAGCUUCGUGAAGCAGCGGCAACUUUUACGAUAAGCGAUCUCAACCAGAAACAUAGCCAGGAAAAAAUCACCCGACCGCUCAGCGAUAAUGAAAGAAAAUUGCGAAAGAUAUGGGCCGAUACGCUCAAACUAGAUGUAUCGGCAAUUUUCGUCACGGAUAACUUCUUCGAAUUGGGCGGCAACUCAGUCACCGCGAUGAUAGUCGCUAGCCAGGCACGAAGGCAGGCAAUGGAGAUUACCGUCGCGGAUAUCAUCCGUAGCCCCAGAAUUUGCGACCUUGCCGCAAACGUAAAGUCAUCAGUACUGCGGAAGGGCACGACAAUACCACCAUUCUCUUUGCUUGAGCCCACAAACUAUAAGCAGGUUUUCCAAGAGAUAACAGCUGUGCACGGUUUGUCCCCAGAUACAAUCGAGGACCUCCUACCGUGUAGUCCACUUCAGGAAGGUCUACUAUCCUUGACUAGCCUGGAAGGCGAUUACGUCUUUCAAAGGGUCCUUCAAAUCUCAGAAAAUGUUGAGAUAAACAAGCUUUGCAAAGCAUGGGAGGCUGUCGUGCAUGAACUUCCAAUACUGAGAACAAGAUUCUUCAUGGUGGCACAGCAUGAUAUCAUCCAAGCCGUACUGAAACAAGGGAUAGAUUGGAUUCAAGCUGUAAAUCUUGAAGAGUAUCUCAAAUCCGACAUAGCAAAUCCAAUGGGCCUAGGAGAUCCCAUGUCGCGCUACGCUAUCAUCACCAGCGAAUCGGGCAAAGAGCGAUGGUUCGUAUGGACGAUUCAUCACAGUUUAUACGACGGCUGGGUCUUGUCCCGGAUCCUGGAUAUGGCUGAGCGCGCAUACAAUGGAAGAAGUCUUGGAAAGCCCAUCGGUUUUGGCCAUUUUAUCAAAUACUUUCUAGAGCGAGAUAAGGUAAAGGCUGGAGAGUUUUGGAGGUCCUACCUUGCUGAUUUGCCUAUCCCUCCACAGCUACUCAAAUGUGGCCAGAAUAUCGAACCAGCCCGGAGAGCCUUCUUGCGAAAAGAAAGAGCUUUAAGAUUAGAGGCAAGGGAUCACGUACCUUCAACCUUCAUACGCGCAGCUAUGGGUGUUACUCUUGGAAAGAUUACCGGCCUGAACGAUGUGGUUUUUGGAACUACAGUGACCGGUCGUGGUUGUCCAGUAUAUGGCAUUGAAGACAUAAUGGGACCUACCAUCGCCACGGUGCCAGUUCGUGUCGAUUUCAAAACUAAGCAAACAGUCAAAAACUUCCUGGACACGCUGCAGUCCCAAGCUAUGGCGAUGCUACCGUUUGAACACGAGGGACUUCAAAAUAUCGGGCGGAUGAGUCAGUUCUGCCGAGAUGCUUGCCAAUUCCAAGCCUAUUUGGUAAUUCAGCAAGAUCAUCCUGCCUACUCGGACCCUGGGACUCUGGGAGAGUGGCGACAAGAGUUGGACCGUGGUGGACUGAGUACGUAUCCCGUUGUGAUGGAGUGCUACGUACGUGAGGACAGUGUAGAAAUUCGGACAAGCUUCAAUUCAGAGACAGUAUCGGAGAGCGAGAUGGAAGGAAUUCUGGAUUAUUAUUUCCGUGUCUUGGAGAAACUACUGGAAGCAGGUGCCCGCUCUCUUAGGAAGCUUCAGGAUAUCAUCGUCAUUCCCGAGGUUGAUUUAAAGCAGCUGUGGGGAAAGAAUAGUACAGUGUCGCAACUCGUCGAAUUCAGGAGGCAGCUGAAGGAAAUGGAUCGGAAACUGGCACAUCUCAUCGAGGAAUCACUCAACCGGGGCGGCAGCAAAACAACGACUGAGGAUACAAAGGCUUUAGCGUCUAGGCUGGACGGCACUCAAGACCAGUCAAACGGCCCGCCCGUGGAUCUUGAAGACAUUGAGUACCAGAUUGGAAGUCGCCUUAGCAACGUUGUACAGGCAGUUGCUGAUUUUGUCACUUUCCUGGAUGGCGAGCGAGCACUUGUGGCCUUUGUCCUUCUCCGGAGUAGUGAUGGAGAGUCAACCGAUGGAGCACCAUUACUCCAAAUCAUCACAAGCAACGAAAUUCGUGACUCUGUUUCGAAACAAAUGCCGCAGCAUCUGGUACCAGCAGUGUUCUUCUCAAUUCAGAGCGUCCCCCGCACCAUAACGGGAAAUGUGGACCGCCAGCUUCUUCGAGAAGCAGCCGGAAAAUUAGAGCUAUAUAAGCUGAAGACUCAACAAGAAGGCGCUUGGCGUCCGCCCAGUAAGGAAGAAAGAGAGCUCUUGCAGAUUUGGGCUACUGUUCUUGAGCUCGAAGCAUCUACAAUCGGCGUAAACGACAACUUUUUCAGGUUGGGAGGUGACUCUGUUUCAGCCAUGAAAGUCGCUGCUGCCGCUCGCGCCUUCGGUCGAAGUAUAUCUGCCUCGAGCAUUGUCAAAUAUCCCACUAUCGCCCAGCAAAUUGCGAACACUUCAAUCCAGAAGGAUCCAGGGCUAGUUCUCACAACACCAAAGCCCCAUGAGUUGGUUCAUGACUGCCAAAGAGAAGAAAUUAUGCAAUCCCUUGCAACGAAGGGAUUAGAAGGCGAUGUGCUUGAUAUCUUGCCAACAACUGAUUUCCAAAGCAAAAUCGUCAUGGACGCAAUUUCUAGCCCGGAAUCUGCAUUGAACUACAUCUGCGUGGACCUUGGACAUUCGGUCAAUCUCGACAACCUUCAGAAUGCCUGCAAAGCUCUUGUGGACAAGAUAGAAAUUUUCCGGACGGUAUUCGUACUUUCGAAGGGCAAAGCGUGGCAGGUCGUCCUAAAGAGAUUACCAGUCAAGUUGGCCAAAUUCGAGGUUCAAGAUGACAGCUUUGCCGAGAUCUAUUGCAGAAUACGCUCAGAGCCUUGCUCGUUCGAUGUUCCUACUCUGUCAUUCAAUCUCGCUCGGACUCGGGGCCUGGGUUACAGACUACUCAUUGGCAUAUCGCAUGCACAAUACGACGGUCUUUCUGUGCCCAUGAAUUUCGACUAG
Didymella exigua CBS 183.55 is the source of this 7305-nucleotide messenger RNA. Its product is annotated as acetyl-CoA synthetase-like protein. The transcript is spliced from 2 exons. The coding region runs from base 1 to 7305 and encodes 2434 amino acids. NCBI's taxonomy places the organism in Eukaryota, Fungi, Ascomycota, Dothideomycetes, Pleosporales, Didymellaceae. Gene Ontology annotation, biological process: secondary metabolite biosynthetic process; amino acid activation for nonribosomal peptide biosynthetic process. The record is from RefSeq and is a predicted model, not a curated record. Gene Ontology annotation, cellular component: cytoplasm. Gene Ontology annotation, molecular function: phosphopantetheine binding; catalytic activity.